AUGUCUCUCCCACCAUCCUCAGACCCAGACUCACUCCAAAUGAAAACCCCAUUAACACUCGUCGUCGCCACAACACCCAUCACUCGACCACCAGGAUCGUCCAAAAAACCAAUCCUCGGUAUAGGAUUAAAUGGGACCUUACCAUGGCCCAGGAUAAAAUCUGAUAUGAACUUUUUUGCGCGCGUUACUUCGCGUCCUCCCUCAUCUGGAGAUGGUAGUGGUAGCGGUAACGGGAAAGAGAAGAUAAAUGCAAUAAUAAUGGGUCGAAAGACGUAUUAUUCCCUCCCGAAAGGACUUCGACCGCUCAAAGAUCGCUUGAAUGUCAUCAUCUCAAGGGACGAGCAUGGAACCGUGUCAACAGAAAUACAUCAGGAUCUAACACGACAAAAAGAGAAAUCCCGCACCGACGGCAAGGAAGAUAAACGAGAUGCCUUUGUCGCACACAGUUUCGACUCUGCGCUAACCCAACUUUUCGAUAAGCACCGUCGGCAGGAUUUGGGGUAUGUGUAUGUCAUUGGUGGUGGGGAGAUAUAUAAAUCUUCUUUGGAGUUGGAGGUAUCGUUGUCUUCAAAGAUUGUGCAGAGGAUUUUGAUGACGAGGAUUAAGAGGAGGGAUGGUGAGAAGUAUGAGUGUGAUACUUUCUUCCCGCUUACGGAUGAGGAUCUAUCUACUUCGACGGGUGGUGAAAAGGGGUGGAGACGGGUGGGUGUUGAGGAGGUUGAGGGGUGGGUUGGGGAGAGUGUUAAGGAGGAUUGGACUGAGGAAGGGGAGGUUGCGUUCAAGAUUGAAGGUUAUGCAGACAUCUAUAUACUAUUUGAUGCAUCGAAACAAAACGCCAUGGCUCGUAUGCGGACGUAA
Talaromyces stipitatus ATCC 10500 is the source of this 858-nucleotide messenger RNA. Its product is annotated as dihydrofolate reductase, putative. Bases 1 to 858 code for a protein of 285 amino acids. Gene Ontology annotation, biological process: dihydrofolate metabolic process; folic acid metabolic process; glycine biosynthetic process. Gene Ontology annotation, cellular component: mitochondrion. The transcript has 2 exons. The record is from RefSeq and is a predicted model, not a curated record. NCBI's taxonomy places the organism in Eukaryota, Fungi, Ascomycota, Eurotiomycetes, Eurotiales, Trichocomaceae. Gene Ontology annotation, molecular function: NADP binding; dihydrofolate reductase activity.